Pedinophyceae sp. YPF-701 is the source of this 648-nucleotide messenger RNA. The record is from the annotation of a GenBank genome assembly. Lineage: Eukaryota; Viridiplantae; Chlorophyta; Pedinophyceae.
AUGAGCCGCGCGGAGCACUCCCGCGAGCCGUGCCCGCACCGCAUCCUCGACGACAUCGGCGGGGCGUACGGCAUGGGCGCGGUGGGCGGCGGCCUCGUGCACCUCACGAAGGGCGUGUGGAGCGGGCCGCGUGGCGGCAAGGUCUCGCACGGGUUCCAGGCCGCGCGAAUGAACUCGCUGCGGCUGGGCGGGUCGUUCGCGGUCUGGGGCGGGCUGUUUUCGGCGAUUGACUGCUCGCUGGUCGGGAUUCGGAAGAAGGAGGACCCGCUGAACGCGGUGAUGGCGGGGGCGGCGACGGGCGGGAUCCUGCAGCUGCGAAUGGGGAUGAAGAGCGCGAUGCGGUCCGCGGCGUUCGGCGGCGUGCUGCUGGCUAUGAUCGAGGGGCUCGGGAUCGUGAUCUCGCGGAUGGCGUCGCCGCCGCCGCAGGGCGGACCGCCCGCGAUGAUCCAGGAACAGUUCCAGCAGCAGCAGCAGCUGGCCGUGGAGGGCCCGCAGGAGCCGCAGCCGGAGGGUGUUUGGAGUAAAGUCACAGGGUGGCUCGGCGGGGGCGAGGACGACGAGAAGCCCGCGCCGCCGACGGCGCCGAAGGACCUGUCCAACGACAAGUACGCCGCGCCCGCGAUGCCGGACUUCACAAGCGGGAAGUGA